AUGACUAUGGAUCCCCGUCAACCGGAGAACAGCGCGAUUCUUACGACGGUCCCCUCGGAGCUGGCCGAGGUGGACUUUAUUAUAGCCAGAGGGGGCACGGCAGGCUCCAUUGUCGCGGCCAGGCUGUCGGAUGCACAUCCCCAAGCCGAUAUACCAGUGAUUAAAGCCGGGCCAGAGAGUUUUCAUCUUGCGGCUGUUGCCUAUCCCGCACCCGCACUUUACCGAAAAAACAUCUCUCCUGCGAGCUCCACCAUAAAAUUCUACUUUGCGGCGCCAGAUACGCAGCUGGCCAACAAAUCAAUCCCAAUCCUCGCCAGCAGGACUCUGGGAGGAGGAUCCACGGUGAAUCUUCUCAUGUAUGCCCGCGGCCAGAAGGCCGACUUUAAUGGCUGGAAGGAGAAGGGGUGGUCGGCCGAGGAACUUGUUCCUUUUCUUCAAAAGGCGAGCAUUUCUUGUCGUUCUACUCCCCCAAGGCGAAGCUAUCGACUAAUGUCUGCCGCAGUCGAACCCGCCUCAGCAAAGGUGCUUAAAGACAUCCCGGUCGGUCAGGUUCCAUAUCUUUCGCCAGAAGAGCUUAUUGUUUCUAAAAUACAGUCAAGUUAG
Metarhizium acridum CQMa 102 is the source of this 603-nucleotide messenger RNA. The record is from RefSeq and is a predicted model, not a curated record. NCBI's taxonomy places the organism in Eukaryota, Fungi, Ascomycota, Sordariomycetes, Hypocreales, Clavicipitaceae.